AUGGGUUACAGCGAGGAGGGCGGUUCGCAUGAGAAGUAUAACCCUGAUGUCGAGGCCGACGUCGAGGCUGUCUCCCCUGGGACGCUGUCUUCGGUCGAUGAGGCGGGCAAUGGAAAGUUGCACAGCAAGCUCAAGGGGAGACAUAUGCAGAUGAUUGCCAUCGGUGGUUCAAUUGGCGCAGGUCUCUUCGUUGGUUCUGGUGGUGCCUUGAACUCGGGUGGUCCAGCCUCGCUGGUUAUCGAUUUCAUCAUCACGGGUAUUAUGCUUUUGGUCACUGUCAACGCGCUUGGAGAACUUGCUUACCCACAUAACACUGGGCACACAUCAAUCAACGUCGGGGUCUGGAUCACGAUCUUCCUAGUUCUGAUUUUCUUUAUCAACGUUUUUGGUGUCCGAGGCUACGGUGAGGUCGAGUUUAUACUCGGUGUGAUCAAGGUUAUUGCCAUUAUCGGUUUCAUCCUCUUGGGUGUUAUCAUCGAUUGUGGUGGAGUGCCAACCGAUCACAGAGGCUAUAUAGGAGCGCAUUACUGGCACGAACCUGGCGCAUUCCGCAACGGAUUCAAGGGGUUCUGCUCCGUGUUCGUCACCGCAUCUUUUGCCUUCGGCGGAACCGAACUUGUUGGUCUCGCUGCAGCAGAAGCCGCAAACCCUCGCAAGACGGUCCCCAAGGCCACGAAGCAAGUCUUCUGGCGUAUCAGUCUGUUCUACGUUAUCUCACUCUUCCUCCUUGGUCUCAUCGUGCCAUCCGACAACCCCAACCUCUCACAGGCAUCUGGUGGAAACACCCGUUACUCUCCUUUCGUCUUAUCGUUCCAACUUGCAGGCAUCAAGAGUCUGCCCUCAAUCUUCAACGCCGUCAUUACACUCAGUGUCAUCUCCGUCGCCAACUCGUGCACCUUCGCCGCGACCCGAACAAUCCAAGCUCUAUGCUCAAAGGGCAUGGGUCCCAAAUGGGGCGCCAAGAUUGACAAACACGGCCGACCAUACAUCGCGCUGAUCUUCACGCUGUCCUUCGGCUUCCUCGCAUACAUCAACGAGGCUAAGCAGGGAGGCCAAAUCUUCACCUGGCUUCUUUCUCUUUCCGGCCUCUCCAACUUCUUCACUUGGGGUUCCAUCUGUUUGGCGCACAUCCGCUUCCGUCGCGCCUGGAAGCGCGCCGGCCGUACGACUGACGACCUGCCUUUCGCCGCCAUGUUCGGCGUCUAUGGUUCGUGGAUCGGUCUCUUCUUGAACAUCCUCUGCCUCAUCGCCCAGUUCUACGUCGCUCUGUUCCCCAUUGGCGGAAGUCCCGACGCGCAGGCCUUCUUUGAGGCUUAUCUUGCUGCGCCGAUCGUGAUUGCGUUCUUCGUGGGCUACAAGCUUUACUAUAAGCAGUGGUGGAUCGGCGUGCGGACCAGCGAGAUGAAAGUCGACGAGGGUCGGAGAGAACUCGACAUCGAUGCCUUCCGAGCGGAGCUGGACGCCGAACGCGCCGAGAAGGCUACCUGGCCGUGGUGGAAGCGGACCUGGGAUUUCUGGAUGUAGGGAGCGUUCUGCUCUUGUUGUUGUG
This is a messenger RNA of Amorphotheca resinae ATCC 22711, 1549 nucleotides long. RefSeq lists its product as hypothetical. The record is from RefSeq and is a predicted model, not a curated record. NCBI's taxonomy places the organism in Eukaryota, Fungi, Ascomycota, Leotiomycetes, Helotiales, Amorphothecaceae. Gene Ontology annotation, molecular function: amino acid transmembrane transporter activity. The transcript has 2 exons. Gene Ontology annotation, cellular component: membrane. Gene Ontology annotation, biological process: amino acid transmembrane transport. Bases 1 to 1524 code for a protein of 507 amino acids.